AUUAAAAGAAAAAAAGAAAAAAAUUGGUAUAAUUACAAUUUUUGGAAGAAAAUAUUCGAUUUAGUUUCAGUACUUAUCCUGCUUAGACUAUAUCAUACGCAUUAAUUUAGUUUAUUUUCUCCUUAUGUGUUAACAUAUUAUAUGUAUAUCAAAACCUUCAUAUAUAGAUGCAAAGAGACCAAAUCUGCAUAUAUAGAAGCAAAGAGACCAAAUCUGCAUAGCAAAUCAUUGUCUUAAAUGUUUUCAAUUUGUUUCUUAAUAUUGUGCAUUAUGAUUCAAUGUAAAUCCAGAUAUAUGUGUAUAUAAUUCUCUAUACCUGUGUGUCCCUGAACGGUCAACUCCUAAUUGUCAUUGUAUUUUUUAUCCCUUAUGAACACCGGGGACGAGUCACUCGCUCUUCAUCGCCGGAAAAUAUACGUCUCCUCCGUCGAACGUUCCAGUCACCAGAAAUCAAAAGGGUUCAAAGUCUCUGCGAGGAAGCUUGCGUCAAGGCUUCAGAAGCUUCCUCCUAAAGCUGACGGUGCAGAACGUUUUAGCUAUCAGAUGGAGGGCAUAACUAAGUGGGACUUGGGAUCAUGCCGAACGUAUUACUCCGUUGAACCUUAUGAGAAGUUUCAAGAAGAAGAGAAUAUAGACGGUAGCCUUGUUCCUCGUCUUCAAGAUGAGCUAUGGAAGGCUCAAUCUAGAAUCAAAGAGCUUGAAACUGAGAAGAUUGGAUCAAAGGAAAAUGGUAUAAGAAACCAAAGGAUAAGCUGGGAAGAAAAUACUGAUUCACUUUUUGAUUACUUGAAGGAGAAGUUCAGCAAAGAAAGGGAAGAAAGGAAAAGAGCUAACGCUGAGAAUUCUAUGUUAAAGAAGAAGGUGUUGGAGAUGGAAUCAACAACAACUCGGCUGAGGAGAGAAAGAGACACACUAGAGAAGGUGUGCGAGGAACUGGUGACGAGGAUCGAUGAACUGAAGGUGGAAACAAGGAGGAUAUGGGAUGAGACGGAGGAGGAAAGGCAGAUGUUGCAAAUGGCUGAGAUGUGGAGGGAGGAAAGAGUUAGGGUUAAGUUGACGGAUGCUAAACUUUCCUUGCAAGAAAAGUAUGAAGAGAUGACUUGGUUUGUGGAUGAGUUAGAGAAAGGUUUGGAGAUGGUUAGAGAAGUAGGAGGAGUUGAGGUGAUGAUGAGGUUGAGAAGAGGUGAACUUUUGAUUAAGAAUGCAAGAUCUUUGGAAGAUGCAGCUAAUGAUAUAGAUUUUGAGAAAUUUAAGUUUGUGUCUGAUGAUGAUAAUUAAUGUUUAACCAAUGUUCUAUGAUGAUGGAAAUGGUGUUGACAUGGAUGAGAUUUAUGAAUCGAUAUAUCAAGCUUAAUAGGACCGUCUCACUCUCUAGUUAUCUGCUUCCAUGGCUGAGUUGAUGCGAGUGUGAUGAUAAUCACCACUUGGUUUGCUUGUUCCUCCAUCAUUCUUGCAGAACAUCAUCAUUCCAAACACAACCAACGUUUAUUAUUGUUACCAGAAUGAAAUACUGUAGCUUCUUCUUAGUCUAAACAAGUUAUUCACCAAACCUUUGAGGCUGUUUCUUAAGUUAAGACUUAUUCAUCAAAGUUUGUUAGUUUUAAUUGUGUUGAAUGGUAAUGGUUUUUAGUUUGGUUUAAUGUAAGUGUGUUUGUAAGACUCGUUGCAAUUCUAGCUAUAUAUCAUCUAAUGUAAUAGUUUUUAGUUGUUAUAUUCCAAAGUAAAUGGUUUUAAUGCAUAAAUUGAAAUAUGUAGUUUAAACAAAAGAUAACCAUUAAAAAAAAAAUAGUUCCAUUUUUAUAUGAAAAAAAAAAC
Brassica rapa (field mustard) is the source of this 1815-nucleotide messenger RNA. Its product is annotated as golgin subfamily A member 6-like protein 1. The record is from RefSeq and is a predicted model, not a curated record. NCBI's taxonomy places the organism in Eukaryota, Viridiplantae, Streptophyta, Magnoliopsida, Brassicales, Brassicaceae.